GACUUCAUCAUGGCGGCCAGCAGGUUCGGUUCCGUUGAAGACGCUCCCCCGAUCGAAGUUUUUGCUCUUUCAGAGGCAUAUAAAAGUGAUCCGUUUGAGAAGAAAGUAUCUCUCGGUGUUGGAGCAUACAGAACCGACCAAGGCCAGCCAUGGGUGCUCCCUGUCGUUCGAGAAGCAGAGAAACAGAUGGCUGAAAAUGCCGCCCUGAACCAUGAAUACCUGCCGAUCACUGGCAACCCAGAUUUUGUGAAGGAGUCGUGUAAGCUUGUGUUGGGCGACGAUUCAACUGCAAUAGCAGAAGGACGGGCUGAUGGAGCCCAAGGUCUUGGAGGAACAGGGUGUAUCUAUGUAGGUGCUGCUUUCUUGAGGAAGUUACUAGGAUAUAACACUUGGUAUAUAUCCAGUCCGACCUGGGGAAACCACCGGGGCAUUGCCAAGAAUCUGAACUAUGAUGUGAAGGAGUACCGAUACUGGGACCCUCAGACCAGGACUCUGGAUAUCAAUGGUAUGGUAGAGGAUUUGAAGAAUGCCCCACCCAAUUCGGUGAUCGUGCUUCAUGCCUGCGCACACAAUCCAACUGGUGUGGAUGCCACUCCGGAUCAAUGGAAAAUGAUUGCUGAUGUUUGUGAGCAAAAGAACCUCUUCCCCUUCUUUGACAUUGCGUACCAAGGCUUCUCUACGGGGGAUCUUGAAAAGGAUGCAUAUUCUGUCCGCUAUUUUGUUGAACGAGGCUUCGAAUGUCUUGUUUCACAGUCAUUCUCAAAGAACUUUGGUUUAUACAAUGAGCGUGUUGGCAACCUGUGUUUUGUGACGAAGGAUGCAGCCAACAAAGAAGCGAUCAAAUCACAGCUGAAGAUGAUUAUCAGACAGACGUACUCCAACCCUCCUAACCAUGGUGGACGCAUCGUGGCAACGGUGCUGGGUAAUCCUGCCAUGAAGGCACAAUGGAAAAAUCAUGUCGGUGUGAUGGCUGGGCGUAUAAUUGAAAUGAGGAAGCAGUUGUUUGAAAGGUUGACCAAUUUAAAGACUCCAGGGGUGUGGGAGCACAUCAUCACACAGACUGGCAUGUUCAGUUACACAGGAUUAACAGUGCCACAAGUGGAGUACUUGAAAUCCAAAUACCACAUCUACAUGCUCAAGAGUGGCCGUAUAAACAUGUGUGGUCUGACCAGCGGGAAUAUAGAUUACGUCGCACACGCUUUUGAUGAUGCUGUUCGUAACCACUAAAUGAGCCAAUCGCCAGUAUACGAUGUCCUCAAUUGUUGAACGGUGUCAAAGAAACUUUAGAGACCUUACAACCCAAGUGCCAAAAAUCGGAAGCCUGUAAAUCUGAAGAGCUUCAAAACUUUGACCAGUGUACCACUCUUGUCAGAUUUUGAUGGCUUCUGUCAUGGGAAGGGCAAGAGGCAACUUGAAUUGUUGAAUAUUGCGAUCUAACAAAAUCUACUUAGAUUUAUUGAUGCAAAUUUGGUAUUGUGUUUAAUUCAAGUAUAAAAACUGUCCAAAGUCGGGGUAGGCUAGUAUUAUUAUUAUUUUGCAUAACUGAUAUUGGUUAGGGAAAUUUUAGGUGUAUUCUCCAGGAAAAUCUGAUGUGAUGAAAUCAUGAUAUUUGGUCUAAAACGAGAUUGACUACUGGACUUGUAGUUCCUGAGUUUAUAUUUACACAGCUUGUACUGGUUAGAGAUUCAAGGGGGCUUUAUGAGAUAAGGUCAUGGUUGAUAUACUGCACCAAACUGUCUUAGAUGGUUUGCCUCAACCAAUCAAAUGCUUGCCAUUCAAAUCUCCCAACAAUCACUUCAUGACUAAGACGAGAAUCUGGCACAAAUGUCAUUCUUAGAAAUUGCGCAUCACGUGACUUGUUAUGGGAGACAGACAAAGAAUGAAGUUAAAAACAUUUGCAUUAGAUGCACAGUAAUCAUGUUCAUUCACUGCGAAUGUAGAUAGAUUUAAUACCUGUAGCUUUAUAAGAUUCACCUUGGUUCUCUCUCUGUGUCAAUUCAAUGUGCUAACAUUAGAUCUUAUGUUGGGCUCCUUGUUCAGAUUUUACAUGUGGUAAAAACCAUAUUGUUAUUCUGAAUGGUUAUGAAAUCAUAUUGAAAUUCAUUAAAAACCAAUUUGAUGCUUUGUUAAUUUUGUCAAAUUAUGAAUCUGUAAAUUUUUUGUUAUAUUUACCUUUUAUUAUUGGAUUCAUGUAUGUAUCAAGUGUCGGAUCAUCAAAUUAUAGCUGACUGCCAGAUUAGAUUUAGGUUGGUCCUUUCAUUGAAAUCCUUGUUUAACAGCAGAAACAUGAUUGUGAGUGAAAUUGCCAUUGGUGACUGCGAAAUUCCACCACCAGAAGCAAACUGAUACUGGAGCCUUUCUUGUUUUUGUUCUGAGUUCCACUGGACAUGACAUUAAUAGAUACUGCAGUGUCCAGCAGGUGUAUAACCAACUCCUUGUAGAUAGCAGUACAUUGUCCAAGAUAAUGUGAUAUCUGUGUCAGAGUAAUGUAUUACGAGUUUAAUCUUGGUCCUAAACAACACCAACAUGGCCUUUCAAAUCACUGGAGACUUCGAAGACAGGCGUCUGAAGUCGCCCUUUUGGCUUAUUUAUUUGUAUAGAGGGUGGAGGUGGUUCUCCAGCAAAGUGAACAACAGCGGACUCCCGCUUUGUUGAAGACCAGGUUCAGCUCUUAAUCAUGACUCAGAAACUUGCAGUUGUACAGCUCUAUUAGGUGAUCAAGUGUUGAUUAAAAACCAGAUCGAACGCA
Messenger RNA from Lineus longissimus, 2749 nucleotides. RefSeq names its product aspartate aminotransferase, cytoplasmic-like. The transcript is spliced from 8 exons. Lineage: Eukaryota; Metazoa; Nemertea; Pilidiophora; Heteronemertea; Lineidae. Bases 10 to 1227 code for a protein of 405 amino acids. Gene Ontology annotation, cellular component: cytosol. Gene Ontology annotation, biological process: L-aspartate biosynthetic process. The record is from RefSeq and is a predicted model, not a curated record. Gene Ontology annotation, molecular function: L-aspartate:2-oxoglutarate transaminase activity; pyridoxal phosphate binding.